AUGCCGCAAUACAGCUCAACACUUCAGUCGCAAGAUGUCGAGCAGGGCGUCCUACUCUGGCUCCCGCCGAAGCACGAAGUCCUGACCGCGCUGGGACAUCAUGCUCCAAAGAAUGAUGAGCCUGUCGUCAGCAUCACCAACCAAGGACAGCACCCGGAGGACGGGUUCUACGAUCAUCCGCUUCUGGUCAUCUCCAGAUCCACAACAUCGCCAGACCGCAUCCAUUUUGUACCGCUCACUACCUUCGGUGGCAAGCUGUUAUGCAAACGCUACAACCAAUACCUCGCCAUGACACCUGCACCCGAUCACCCACACUUCACGGCGGGCGAUACGGCAUACCGGACCUUGACACUUCACAAAAACGCCACGAUUUCAAGGCCAGGUUACGUGAAAAUAACAAGUGUCUGGACGAUGCGGUGGAAGGGCGCCAAACACUAUUGGGGCGGUAGCACCCCACGCACUACAAAUUUCCAGCUCGACGAAUCAUCUUUGCAGAGAUUGCUUCUUUGUGUAAGAAAGCUCAACGGCUACACACCCCGAGAGCAAUUCUGCGAAGCCCGGCAGCUGAUCCCGAAGAGUAUCACGCCCAACCUCACCGGCCACAACUACCAUCAAGCCGAUACGAGUUUUGAUCUUUUCGGCAGCGCCACGCCCUCGUCAUACGCAGCAAUCAUCCAACAGCAGCAAGCUACACGCCCCUCGAUACGCAUACCAGCGGCAGGUAUCCCGUCCUACUGCAGUACUGUGGGAGAACGUCGGCCCCUUCUACCUACCAACCGCCAGCCCUGGGAUACACCGAAGGAGUCCUCAGGAUGUGGUUGCUGUGGCUGGCUUUUUCUUUGUUUGGUGCUUGGCCUGGGAGUGUGGCUGUGGUGCAAAUAUGGGUCUUAA
This is a messenger RNA of Saxophila tyrrhenica, 891 nucleotides long. RefSeq lists its product as uncharacterized. Lineage: Eukaryota; Fungi; Ascomycota; Dothideomycetes; Mycosphaerellales; Extremaceae. The record is from RefSeq and is a predicted model, not a curated record. The coding region runs from base 1 to 891 and encodes 296 amino acids. The transcript is spliced from 2 exons.